CGACCCGACGAAAUGGAGGAAGAAGCUAGCAACGAACGUAACGUCACUUGACGAUCUUGGAACCAACAGUUUACUUUGUGAAUAGACACUUACUACACGUGUAAUAGUGGUAUAAAAUAUUUCUUAAAUAGUUUUACAAAUUAAUCCGCCUAGUAUACAUUUAUUGCAUUGUUUGCGUUGCGUGCUUUUUUUCGUUUUUGUUGUUAGCAAACUAGCUAACGAGCUUGCUAUCUUUAAUUAGCACGAAGUCACAGAGGUUUAAUUUUCGACAGAGUUUUUUGCUAACACCCGACAGACAGUAUGAUGGAUAGCGAAGACGAGCUGGUGGUUCUGACGGACAUCUCGUCUCCGUCCCUGGAUGCGUUUAAAGACCUGCUACGGGAAGACGGGGGCGGAGAAGCGCCGGAGAUCACGGAGGGACAUCAAAACCCUGAGCUCCGAGAGGACGAGCCGCUGGCGCUGUUGGCUGACGUUGCUCUGGCGCCAUCUUCUGGCAGGUCUGUGUCCUGCAGCUGCCCAGAGGUCAGCGGGGUGACAGGGAACUUGCAUUCAAUCCAGCUGCAACUCCAGUUCUUUUUGAGCAGAGUGGACAACUUGCAGGACAGCCUCGUUAGUGGGAAUAGCCAUCUAGACAGAGAGGCUCUUGCUGCUGCAGUUUCCAGCCUGCUCUACACCUGUCAGCCUUAUUUUAACCACCUGGAGUCCACAGGUCGGAGCACAGUGUCACUGUGCGCCCAUAAGCCAGCUGAAUUUUGUUCAAAACUCUGUGGAUUAAAAUCAGUCGUUUCAGAGGGAAACACGUUGACGUUGCAGCGCCGCUUUUUCUGCUUGCAGCUGUUGAGCUUCUCCCAGCAGCUGUGUGACAGGUUGGAGCAGCUGCUGCUGACCUACGCCAGCUAUGAUCUCAUCAGUUUGGACGAGUCCGAACCCAACAGCAUAUCUCACUUCUGCAUUGGCCAGGUUCAGCUGGGCCAGAUGAAGGUGACCACCUUCCGUUACUGCAAGCCGACACCAUAUCUGUCCCGCGUCGACACUGGAGUCUACAAACGCAUGCGCUGGAAUGUGCAGAGAUUCCAAGAGGAUCAUAGGAGAGGAGAGGACAGCGAGGAAGAAGAAGAAGGAGAAGAAGAAGAAGGAGAAGAAGGAGAGAUCCAGACUGACUACUACUUCCUGUGUUAUGAGGACAUCCUCAACACACAUGCUGACCCAGACUCAGAGAACGAAGACGCCUCCAACGAUAACGUGGUGAGGAUGUGGUCCAUCGGUCAGUGGGUGCAGGUGAAGCCAGAACGGACUACAGAUGACAUAUACGACUGGAUCUUGUGCGAAGUCCCCGAGGCCAGCUAUCGCAGGCUGCUGUUCCUGGGCCGCAACGAGCCGUCCAGCUGCACGGCGACGGACUAUCUGCAGCAGCUGCUGCUGACGUGCCACGCUGACUGAGCUCUGGCCUGCAGGAGGAGCGCACACACACACGUUAGUUAAUGCACGGCAGCAGCUGCUGCUGCUGCCUGGAGAAAACCUGGAGUGUCAGGAUGUAGCUUUGAAGCCAUCAGGCUAAACUGAUACUCGGUUCUGAUCAGAAGUUUCAUCUGAAUAGCAUGACAAUUUUGGGCUUGGAAAUAAAGAUUUGAAAGGAU
Messenger RNA from Poecilia latipinna (sailfin molly), 1637 nucleotides. It is a transcript of the gene cunh19orf67, whose product is annotated as chromosome unknown C19orf67 homolog. Bases 301 to 1440 code for a protein of 379 amino acids. The transcript has 7 exons. The record is from RefSeq and is a predicted model, not a curated record. Lineage: Eukaryota; Metazoa; Chordata; Actinopteri; Cyprinodontiformes; Poeciliidae.